This is a messenger RNA of Striga asiatica, 1638 nucleotides long. The record is from the annotation of a GenBank genome assembly. NCBI's taxonomy places the organism in Eukaryota, Viridiplantae, Streptophyta, Magnoliopsida, Lamiales, Orobanchaceae.
AGAUUAUUAUUAUUAUUAUUAUUUGAAUUAUAAAGUUCACACACAUACACGCACUCACUCACACAGGAGUAAGUGAGGGGACCGUGUGUAUCUUCCUUUUUGCUUCAUAUUCGUGAGAAAGUUUGUAUUUUUUUAUUUUUUUUUGGUUUUCGAAUGGCAAUCAAUUCGAGGGUCGACAGCAAAUUCAAGAAAAUCUGUGUUUUUUGUGGGAGCAACCCGGGUUACAGAAAAAUCUUCAGCGAUGCUGCUAUUGAUUUGGGGAAUGAACUGGUGAAUAGAAAUAUAAGUUUGGUUUAUGGCGGUGGAAGUGUUGGGCUGAUGGGUUUGUUGUCUCAGAGAGUGUAUGAUGGUGGUUGCCAUGUUCUUGGUGUAAUCCCAAGAGCUCUAGUCCCCAUUGAGAUAUCAGGAGAGACUGUUGGGGAGGUUAAAGUUGUUUCCGACAUGCACGAGCGUAAAGCGGAAAUGGCUCGGGAAGCUGAAGCCUUUAUUGCUCUUCCAGGAGGAUAUGGGACCAUGGAGGAGCUAAUGGAGAUGAUAACAUGGGCACAACUUGGAAUUCAUAAAAAACCGGUUGGUUUGUUGAAUGUCGAUGGCUAUUACGAUGCAUUGCUCACAUUAUUUGACAAGGGUGUUGAAGAAGGCUUUAUAAAGCCAAGUGCUAGGAAGAUAGUUCUUUCGGCUCAUACUGCCAACGAACUUUUAACAAAGAUGGAGCAAUACACUCCAUUACAUGAUGAUGUUGCCCCUCAUGAGAGCUGGAAGAUGGAGCAACUGGGUCCUGACAAAAUGGGCCAAGCGCUCUGUUGUAUUCAAGUCGACCAAUCGACUGUUGCCGUAAAGGAACAGUUUGGUAAAUUUACUGAAGUUCUCGAGCCCGGUUGUCACUGCCUGCCCUGGUGUUUUGGAUACAAGUUGGCCGGUAAAUUAUCUCUUCGUGUGCAGCAAAUUGAUGUUCGAUGUGAAACCAAAACUAAGGACAAUGUGUUUGUGACUGUGGUUGCCUCCAUCCAAUACCGUGCUGUGGCGGGAAAUGCCUCUGAUGCAUUCUAUAAGCUUUCUAACACGAGGGCACAGAUUCAGGCAUACGUGUUUGAUGUUAUCAGAGCUAGUGUGCCGUUGGAUUCUGUUUUCGAGCAGAAGAAUGAAAUAGCCAAAGCUGUGGAGGAAGAGCUCGAGAAGGCCAUGUCUGCCUACGGAUUUGAAAUCGUCCAGACCCUCAUUGUGGACAUUGAACCUGAUGUUCAUGUUAAGAGAGCCAUGAACGAGAUAAAUGCUGCUGCUAGGUUGAGAGUAGCUGCAAACGAGAAGGCAGAGGCAGAAAAGAUUCUUCAGAUCAAGAAAGCAGAGGGUGAAGCGGAGUCCAAGUACCUUUCAGGCCUGGGCAUAGCCCGACAGAGGCAGGCGAUUGUGGAUGGGCUUCGUGACAGCGUGCUGGCAUUCUCGGAGAAUGUGCCUGGGACAACAGCAAAGGAUGUGAUGGACAUGGUUUUGGUGACCCAAUAUUUCGACACGAUGAAGGAGAUUGGGGCAUCUUCAAAGUCAUCCGCUGUUUUUGUCCCUCAUGGGCCUGGUGCUGUCAAGGAUGUUGCGUCCCAGAUUCGUGAUGGUCUCCUUCAAGCCGAGACCAUUCAUAACUAG